This is a messenger RNA of Lethenteron reissneri (Far Eastern brook lamprey), 4285 nucleotides long. RefSeq names its product sec1 family domain containing 2 (gene SCFD2). Gene Ontology annotation, biological process: vesicle-mediated transport. Lineage: Eukaryota; Metazoa; Chordata; Hyperoartia; Petromyzontiformes; Petromyzontidae. The record is from RefSeq and is a predicted model, not a curated record.
UCACGCCACGCGCACUGUAAACAACGAACAGCGGGGAGCCACGUCCGAUUCGAGUUCAACUUCACAACAAACAAACAACAACAACAACAACUUUACUGCCGUGUCGGCCAUUACACCCGUUAUACGACGCAACGACAAGCCCCCAGCGCACGCUGUCAACCGCAUCUUGUUGUUAAAAAUCAGAAUCGCAUUUUCCGAUUGACGCUGCACAACAGGAGGUAGUGGUGACACGUGCGUCUGUUACACGCGCCGGCUUCAAUUCGCCGCCGUCUGCUGCUGCUGCUGCUGUUGUUGUUAUUGUUGUUGUUAUUGUUGCGAUGUCCGCCGCCGGAGACCUCUCUCCCCUGGCGCUGUCCGGCUGGCGCCUCGUGCUGUCCGAGGCGCGGGACGCCGCCGUCUUCGUGGACGCGGCGAGCGCCGAGUCGCUGCACUGGACGGGCGGAGCCGGGGGGGACGCGGGGCCUUGGCGAGCCGGGGCCGCGGCCCUCAGGGCCUUCCCAGGACGGAGGGACGAUGUCCACCAGCAGCAUCAGCAGCAUCAGCAGCAGCCGACCAAGGUUGUCUUCGCGCUCAGCUCCCCCGUGCUGCUCGGAGGCCGCGUGGCCGCGUCGUUGCGGGACGUGUUGGUGUCUGUCGGCGGCGUCCACCAUUGCGUCGUGUUCACGUCCGUGAGCCACGCCGCGCACCUUGACCUCCUCCAGCAGCAGCAGCAGCAGGGUGGAGGUGGAGGAGGAGGAGGGGGACUGGGUGCCGCAGCAGCAGCAGCAGCGGCAGCAGCAGCCUCAAGCUCAGCAGCAGACGGCGAGCCCCGGCCCGUGCUGUUCGAACUCCUCGAGCAACACCUGCGCCAGUGGAUGAGCGGCAGCGGUGGUGGUGGUGGCGGUGGUGGUGGCGGCGGUGGCGGUGGUGGUGGCGUUGGUGGUGGUGGUGGUGGUGCCGACUGCACUGCACGCGUCCUCCACGCGGCCGGCAUCGCGCUCUGCCCGCUGGCGAGCGGCGUCGUCCUCGCCCCGGCCUCCGCCUCGCUCUUCCCGCUCGUGCCGAGCGACCUGCUGCUGCAUCCGGGCGGGCUGGCCGGUGGCAGGGGCAGCAGGCGCGGUGUCAAGCAGCAGCAGCCGCAGCAGCAACAGCAGCAGAAGCAGCAAAGUCUGAACGACGUGGACGUCUCGGCGUUGCCCGCGCCCUACGCCUCGUCUCUACGCCUCCUCGCCUGGUGGCUGGACUCGGCGCUGAGGCAUCUCGGCGUGCGGGAGGAAUGCUUCGCCGUGGGCCCCACGAGUCGCCUGCUGGCCAUCGAGUUGGCCUCGCUGCCUCCCACGCGUGCCCGCAGGAAGGCCGCCACCGGCCGAGCCUCCUUGGUGCUCGUGGACAGGACGCUGGACCUGGCGGGAGCCGUGGGUCACCACGGCGACAGCCUGGCAGAAAGGAUUCUGGGAGUGCUGCCGCGCCUGCCGGGGGUGCCGAGCGACGUGGCGGUCAACAUGACCGCGUUGACGGCGCUGCGUCGGGACGGAGGCGUUCCUCCCAGGGAGGUGCUCGCGCCAGGCUGCCUGGCACAGCCCAGUGACGUUGGCGCGAAGGCCCUGUGGGAGGCCAUGCUCUACAGCAAGCAGAAGGAGGCCGUCAUGGAGGUGCGACGGCAGGUCGUGGAGCGGGCCGGCCAGGCCGGCCUCGUGCUCAAAAUGGCCAUGGGCAAGGUGACGGGCGAGCAGCUGGAGUCGUACGUGCGCGCGUUCCCCCGCAGGGACGUGGAGGGCCACGCCGCGCUGCUGCAGCUCGUGCUCGCCACGGCGCAGACCCUGGAGCACCCGGCGGGCGCUCGCAGGGAUGCGCUGCUCGCCUCCGAGAAGCUGCUGCUGCAGAUCCUGAAAGAGGGCGACUUCCCGCGCGUCCUGGGCCAGCUUCGCGCCCGGAUCAAGCCGCGGGACGAGCGCAAGGAGGGCGACUUGCAGCCCGCCGACAUCCUGCAGCUGCUCCUCUUCGUCUACUCCCUCAUUGGCUCGUCGGCCCCCGGUGGGCGGGACCAGGAGCGGGAGGAGGCGGAGCUCCAGGAGGCGCUGGGCCAGGUGCUCGCUGAGCAGGGCUGCCUGGCGGACACCUGCCGGGACUUUGCAGGAGCGGGCGAGGACGGCGCCGCCGCCACGCCGACACAAGCGGAGCGCGAGCGGCUGGCGGCCUCCGUGUUGGAGGCGCUGCGCGGAGUGGCGCGCGCGCGUCACGCCCUCAAGCGCUUCUCCAGCAUCUACGACCCCGGGGAGGGGGCACACCAGCCGGCGACGUACCGGCCUCUGCUGAAGCAGAUCCUGGAUGAGAUCUUCGCCGCUGAGCAGCCGGACAGCUCCGACAUCGAGCACAUGGCCAGUGGACUGACAGACCUACUCAAGACCGGCAUCAGCAUGUUCAUGAAGGUGAGCCGUCCCAGGCCGGCCGACCACCCGCUCGUCGUCAUCUUCGUCGUGGGCGGAGUGACGCCAGCCGAGAUCAAGCUCGUCCGCGACUCCGUGACGGCGAUGAAGGUCACGCAGCAGGUGCUGGUGAUGUCCACGCGGCUCUUGCAGCCCAGCGAUGUUCCCGUGCUCCUAUUUUCAAAGGACCGACUCAAUCCGACCGUUUAAUGCGUCAUGGGACUUGGUGCCUUUUCGUCCGUUCCGUCAUUUUGCUAUUCCUCGAGUCCCGACCAUUGGCCUUCAUUCCUUCAAGCGACAUGUCGUGCCAUAGUCCACUCUUAGUCGCCCUUUUUCUUGCGGUUCCGUUCCGAUGACGUACCCUAAAAUAACCUUAUCGGUACCGAUGCUCCCACUAGGCCACGCGGGAGGGCGUGGCACGGAUUUGGCGCCAGCUAUCGGUGUGGUCGUGUCGCUACACUUCUCCAGUGUGAGUGCUAUGUCCUUAAAAACAGCGGCGCUGCUACGCCUCUCUAAAUAAUACAACUCUGAACCACUUGCGCGUGCCGAGAUUCAGCGGUGAACGGGACACCCACCACGCGACUUGCAGACGUCUCGGAACGGCUGAAGCUGAUACGAUGAUUGUGAUUGCGACGGCUUGGGGGGGAGCCAUUCGUCCUGUAGCACUGAUCUUGGCUUAUGAUCAUUCCCGCACACAUUGGACGGACGGCUUUGCGAGUUGAUAUACCAAAGCGCGAUCGAACCUUCUCAUCUUGCCGUCAUAAUUUUGCACCAAUUAAUGGACUGCAUUUGUAUAAAAUAUAUAACUAUCUUUGCAGAUUACUGGCUAAUCUUAUACAAGACCACAUGUAGUUGAAAGUGCCUCCGUGCCCAAACCAGCCAUUGGUUAUUGAGAAAUCGAUUUCUACGAUAGAUCAACCUCUAGAAUUAUAGAUCAAAUCUAUUGUAGGACUUGUAGCUCACGUGGUAUGCGGCCACAGCACCAGGUACGCAGAGUUGCAGUCGAUGAUACUAGAAAUCCAAAUUAGCAAGAUUCUUAAUUCAAAGUUACUUUAUAAAGGGAAGGAAAAGUCGACUGAUGUGCAAUGAGUUUUACCAUCACUGCACUCAACUUCCACACGGGGACAUGGAUGUUGACAAGUUCAAAAAGGUGGAAAAGUAGUUGACUGCAUUGGACGAACACUAAACAAUUAACUUGUAACGAGCGCAAGUUCGUGGUCAAUUUGUCAGUGGAGCGCUGUGCCUCAGUCCAAAAGCCCGGAGCAGAUAUUCCAAUCGUCGGUAUCACCCGAGGUGGCCAUUGAUCGGUGUUGUCAAUAACCGUGAAUUAUGAUCUACCAUUUGUAAUGAUUAUCAAUAAACUUAAAACAAAUAAACUGGUACUGCUAGUUUUUUUUUCUCUCCACUCCAGGUGGUUCCUACUUCUGCUCUGGCUCGUGAUGUUCAUGAAUGGGUCACUGGACAUGCUCGAUGUGCAACUACAUAAACGUAAUUCUAGCCACGCAAAGCUUUAACCUUUGCGUCACAAGUGCAGAGUUGGUGUAGUGGGAAGAGUUUCGUGCAGCGACUGAAGUGAUGGUAGUUGCAUCCCGUUGAAAAUCUGGGCACUUUAAUGGAUAACAAAGUUGAACAUCCGACUGGGUUGUGUGCAGGGAAAGACGUGCGCUCCAGCAGACUUGCACAACUUUUUCUGAACGGGGAUAAAACCAUGGGUAGGAUGGCGCAAAGUGAAUGUGAACGCCAAGCUUUGCCGUGUGACCUUCUAAACUGCAACAUUGUCAAUGGAAAUAAACUUUGGUUUAAAAUGUAAUGAACCGUUUCAACUAUUUGCAUGCACUACAGGUAAUUACCACAAAGUGGCCAGCCUUGAGAUAAGCCGU